Messenger RNA from Rubroshorea leprosula, 2570 nucleotides. NCBI's taxonomy places the organism in Eukaryota, Viridiplantae, Streptophyta, Magnoliopsida, Malvales, Dipterocarpaceae. The record is from the annotation of a GenBank genome assembly.
GGUACGCCCACCACCCCAUUACGGAGCAAAAAUCUUCACCUGUGCACCCAAAUUACCUUUGCCAAAAACCUUAACCAAACGUGUUUCAACAGAAGGUUAAUUUCCACAUUCGUUCGUCUGGCCCUUUUUUAUGUUGAUUGCUGGUCUUCCUUCAACAACAAAAGCUAAUUUAUUUCCUUGAAAAUGAUUCGUGUGUUUUUAUGUGUUAUUUACGAAAAGGAAAGAUGACAACAGAAGUAGCUUUGGUUAUAGAUGAAGAAAGUGUUGAGGAAAUGAGGGAGCUUUAUGUAAAGGCCUUGGAAAAGGACCGGGCAAACAUUAAAACUCUGUAUCAGACCAAACAUUGUGCUUUAUUCGAUCCCCUCACUCCUUGCGGAGAUACUGUUUUCCACAUUGCAGCAUACAUGGGAAGCAUAGAUCUGCUUGGAGAUCUCUUCGGUAUGGUUGCAAUGCCUAGAAAAUGUGAGGUGUUCACGAUGAAGAAUAGUCAUGGCAACACCCUUCUCCACGAGGUGGUCAUGAGCAACGAUGUUGAGGCAGCAAAAUUCUUGGUUGAUAAGAUUGGACAUGAAGGACAAGCGAGUAUGCUGAUGGACCGCAAUAAUUUAGGGGAGACGGCGCUAUACAGGGCUGCGGCAUUUGGCAAUAAAGCAACGGUGGAGUACUUAGUAAAAAAGGUGGAAUGUCAACAGGGAAAUCUGAAAGAUGAUCACUUCACAAGAACAUCUGAUGACCUCUCCAUUCUUCAUAUUGCUAUCAUGAAUGAAAAAUUCGAGACAGCUAUUUGGUUACUAGACAAAGAUCCAGAGCUGGCGACAAAGAAAUGUUCUGGGAAGACAAGUCUUCACAUUCUCGCUAGCAUGCCGACUGCCUUCAAAAGUUCUUCUUCCAUAAUGUAUGGAUUGGAGAUUAUAUAUAGAUAUAUUCCAGAGGAAUUAGUCUAUAGAGAUGAAACUGAACAGGAUGUACAGAGCAGUGAGAGUGGGAUACGCUGUAUACAUAUUCCAGGCAACUUAGUCGAUGGAGAUGAAACUAAACACGAUGUACCAAGUCAAAGCAGUGAGACAAAGAUAUGCUGUGUAACAAGGAUAAAGAAUACAUGUGUACGCAAGUACCAUGAUCUUUGGACGUAUCUAGCUGAAAGAUGGAAAUUGAUUAAGGAAAUAGGGAAAACGAAAAAGAAGCAUGAGACUGCAGUUAAAUUGGCCAAGAUGCUGGUAAAGAUGGAUUCUUGCUCGUGGCGUGAGCACUACAACGAAGAAGGGCACAAGAACAUUGUUUGCUUUUCAGGAGACGAAGAAACAGGGGAGCCGUUGUCCCAAGCCAUAUGUGUUGGCACCACCGCCAAGAUGCUGGUAAAAAUGGAUUCUUCCACUUGGCGUGAGCACUGCGACGAAGAAGGGCACAACAUCAUUAUUUGCUUUUCAGGAGACCGUAAAAAGGGAGGCAAAGAAACAGGGGAGCCGUCGUCCCAAACCGGAUGUGAUGGCACCGCCGCCACCAUUGGGGCAGCUCCGGAUACUCCAUUGAUUAUUGCCGCCAGGACAGGGAUCAAGGAGAUUGUAGCCGAGAUUAUCAACGUGUAUCCUCAAGCACUGGAGCAUGUUACCAGGAGUGGACAGAAUAUUCUGCACGUGGCCAUUCUACACCGUAACCACAUCCUUGAUCUCAUCAAGUCGGAGAGGAAAGUGGUGCGGCAGAGGUUGAAUUUAGGAAUCGACAACGAGGGUGACACCAUUUUGCACAAAGCCGCCUCUACAAAAUACUAUAGCGGAGGUACCACAUCGACAGCGGCUCUGAAACUGCAAGAGGAGCUGAGAUGGUUCAGAGAGGUGGAAAAAAUGGUUCCUCUUCCUUACACAAUCCAUCUCAACAAGAAGAAUCUUACGGCGAAGCAACUGUUAAAAGACGAGCACAAAGAACAACUGAAAGAGGCCCAAGAAUGGGUCAAGAACACUUCUCAGUCAUGCUCCACCGUGGCUAUCCUAGUCGCCACGGUUCUCUUCGCUGCCGUCUUCGCCGUCCCAGGUGGUUUCAUAGGAUAUGGCGACGCAAAAGACGGAGCGGCUAAUGCACCUGCCCCAGCGGUAGCCGGAACGGCUGUCCUUGCGAACGAGCCUCUGUACUCUUUUUUCACUGUGAUGGACGUGGCCGGACUGGCGAGCUCAUUAACGUCGGUGGUGCUCUUCCUUUCAGUGCUCACAUCGUCACUUGAUCUGGAAGAAUUUCACUAUCAAAUUCCCUCGAAACUGUCGGCUGGCUUCCUCUUUCUGUCCUUUGCCAUUGCGACCACUCUGUUUUCCUUCACAGCUGCAACUCUCCUCACCUUUCGUUUGGAGUCGGCAUGGACUACGUCUCUGACCUACGCCGCUGCGUUCCUUCCAGUCAGCAUCUAUGGGGUUGUGCAGUUCGGUUUGUAUUUCGCAUACCUCAAGAGUGCUUUAAUCGGUAUUUUUAGGCUCGUGAAGCUGCUUCUUCCAGGGAAAUAACUUUGCAUAUUUUUAAGCUUAAAAUAUUAUUCUAGUUACUUGACUUUUAAAUUUUGUACUAAAUCAAUUCUCAAAUUUUAA